Limulus polyphemus (Atlantic horseshoe crab) is the source of this 2056-nucleotide messenger RNA. Its product is annotated as sine oculis-binding protein homolog. NCBI's taxonomy places the organism in Eukaryota, Metazoa, Arthropoda, Merostomata, Xiphosura, Limulidae. Bases 114 to 1976 code for a protein of 620 amino acids. The record is from RefSeq and is a predicted model, not a curated record. Gene Ontology annotation, cellular component: nucleus. Gene Ontology annotation, biological process: animal organ development. The transcript has 3 exons.
GUUUAUCCAAAAUGGACACCACUAGUUUUUCCUCAGGGUGUUUCUAACCAUUGUUUAUAUAUAUAUAUAUAUAUAUAUAUGACAGUUCUUUCAAGGACUACGUGGAGUCUACAAUGAAUGAACUCCUCAGUUGGUAUGGUUACGAUAAGCUGGACACCGAGGAAUCUCAAGCUUUAAACGUCCAACGUUUCAGCUCACUCGCGCGCACUCCACCGUUGCGAUUAUCACCCGCUCUUGACGAACCAGGUUCUGAGAAUUCAAACCCGAAAACGUUCUCUAGAAGUAGAAACAGAUCCUCCGCACCCAGGACCACCCCGGCCGCCGGUGGAGACAAUAAUGACGCACAUGUGACGUCAUCACCAAGUUCUGGCCCAGAAGGUCGGUCAACGUCGAGCUACGCCAUCUGUGCUUGGUGCCAGAAAGUUGGAAUGAAGCUGUUAACGUUGAGAAGCAGCACGGGAACUAAGGCCUUUUGUAGCGAAGUGUGCUUUACCCAGUGUCGAAGAGCCUCGUUCAAGAAAAAGAAGACGUGUGAUUGGUGUAAACACAUCAGACACGCGAUGAAUUACGUCAACUUAGAAAAUGGUGAGAACGCUUUACGUUUCUGUAGCGACAAAUGUCUCAACCAAUACAAAAUGAACAUUUUUUGUAAAGAGACCCAAAAACAUCUUCAGGUGCACCCUCGUUUCCAGGAAACAUUUCGCAAGAUAAAUCGCAACGCUACUGAAAAUAUUAUUACUCCAGAGUUGUGGCUUCGAGACUGCAAAGACGAAAGUUGUAGGGAAAUUCGACGAGAUUCUUUGACGUCAUCAGCAGAGAAAACUGGAAAAGUUCCUUUUACUUUAGACGAUAGGAUCCCAUCACUGGCUACUAAUCGGACUACAGCCAGUUUUCCAGGAAAGUCUAAUAAAAAGGAUUUCAAAAGACGACAUAACGUCACUUGUGUCACUAACAGAUGCUUAUCCACUAAAGAUUUCUUUCAACAUCAACCUAAAAGUCCUCGCUCGAAGUCGACCAGAAAUCAGAUCAUUUCUCAUUGGCCAACUAAUCCCAACUCUCGCUUUUCUACAGCACUUCGAGAACCCAAAGUUUUAUUUCCUGCGCCCCCCAUUGCGAUUCCAGAUACAAAUAAAAUUCGAACGUCUGUACUACCAUUUUUCAACAUGCGUUCACCAUAUUUAGGCCAACAAUAUGUUGAUAGUCUUUUUCAUUUACAAAAAGAUUUAGGCAAACAGAAUCCCUUGGGUUCAUCUCCAUCUAGUCUCCCCUCGGUGCUUUCUGAAUUUCCUUCCAACGCUUGUUCGAUAAAUACGCUUAAUAUUUCUCGGCCAAUGUCUGUAGACACGAAACCGCAUUCUUCAGUACUUUCACAUUGUUUAACCAAUUCAUUUGACGCAUUUUCAUCUACGCUUCCGGUAACCGUAGUUGUUCCAUUUCCAAUUCCACUCCCAAUACCAAUACCAGUGCCAGUUUUCCUUCCUACAUCUCGCAGUUUUCUGGAUAAAAAUUUCAAAACAAGCCCUGACAACUUUUACAUGACACGUGAGACAGAAAAAGGGUUAAAAACGAAUAUUGGAGACAAAAAUCUUAACUUGAAAACUGACCAAACACUCUCUCUUCUGCCACCAUCUGUUUUAGGUCCAAAUGAGUCUUUAUCUUCUAAUUUUUUUGAAAGCAACUUAUUCAGCAAUACUAAAGAAGACUCGGUUAUUUCCCAACCGUAUUGCAAUGAGUCUUUUGAACACUACAAAGUUUUGGCUGAUAGCAAUAAACUUUUGAAAACUGAAAAAAACAGUGAGAGUGGUAAUACUGAUGAAUUCUUUGCCACACGACUCGAACAAGGAGUAAACAGUGAAUAUGGCUGUGGUCUUAAUUGUUGUAAGCCUCUCGUUGUACCAGACAGUCAUGAUGGAAAACAACGACCGUCGCCUGAGUCCCAAAGUGUUGAAAUACAAUCCAAACGUAAAUGCUUUUGAAAUAAGACUGCUUCCUUCUGAACAAGACAAUUAGUUAUGGAUGACGUAAAUUUUUUCGUUCUUUGAUCCUAUAUAUCUUU